Molecule: messenger RNA, 216 nt
Organism: Geodia barretti
Lineage: Eukaryota; Metazoa; Porifera; Demospongiae; Tetractinellida; Geodiidae
Source: the annotation of a GenBank genome assembly
AUGGCAAACGAGUUUUUCCGGCAUUUCGGACCCGACGCAGCGGUGGCCAUUUCUCCCCGCGGCCAGAGCAUCAUGGAAGUGUUUGUGGACGGUGAGCGCAUCUUUGACAAGAAGGGCGAAGGAAACAUCUUCCCCGACUUGGGUCGCGUCCGCAAGAUGCUGGCACAUGUCCGCGAGAAGAUCGAGCAGGCCGACUUGGUAGCUGCCGACGACUAA